CAAUGUCCCGCAAAAAGGCGGGUAAGGGCAAAAACGCCAACAGCAGUCCGACGACAGGCAUCUCCACCGGAAACCAGAAGGGGGAAACUGGGAAGAGCACCGCAGGGACGGGGAGCGUGGUGCAGGCGAACGGUAUGGUUCAUCCGAGCAGACCCUCACUCAGCAACAGCAGCGAGUUUUAUGACAUCGCAUUCAAGGUGAUGCUGGUGGGAGACUCCGGUGUGGGGAAGACCUGUCUGCUGGUGCGCUUCAAAGACGGAGCCUUCCUGGCAGGAAGCUUCAUCUCUACUGUGGGCAUCGACUUCAGGAAUAAAGUGAUGAACAUUGACAGACUGAAGGUGAAGCUUCAGAUCUGGGACACAGCUGGACAGGAGCGUUUCCGCAGCGUCACACACGCCUACUACCGUGACGCCAAUGCUCUCCUGCUGCUGUAUGACGUGACCAACAGAACAUCUUUUGACAACAUCAAGGCCUGGCUGACUGAGAUCCAUGAUUACGCCCAGCAGGAUGUGGUCCUGAUGCUGCUGGGAAACAAGGCUGAUGCCACACAGCAGAGGGUGGUGAAGAGAGAGGAUGGAGAGAGGCUGGCCAAGGUUAUUCUAGUGGAUGAGGAGAGUAUAGUGGGGAAGUGUAAGAGAUUAGGGGGGGAGGAGGAGGGUGUCAAGAGGAAAAGGAAAAAGGGUGUGAACAAAGGCACCAUGGAAAUGUUGCCUGUUGCUGUGGGUGAGGCCCUAACCAGAGAGAAAGAGCAGGUGGUCAGGGUGGGAGAUAGAGAAGAGGAGGAAAGGAGAGAAAGAGGGGUUCUAUUUGGGAGUCUUAGACAGGAACUCUCACAAGUAGCGCCUGAGGAGACGCUGGUGAUCGGAGACCUGCAACGCAAGCUGGUGGACUUCUUUUGGUCGGGACAUCACUGGCUGAAGGCAGCAGUUUUGUACAUGACCGUCCACGAAGGAGGACAGGGCCUGGUGGAACUGGAGAGCAGGAUGGCUGCUUUCCGACUAAAGGCGGUGCAGAGACUGCUGUACCACACUGAUGUUGGCUGGAGGGAACCAGCAUGCGCUGCUGAGGAGAGCUGGCGGAUUAGGGUUGGACCGGCAGCUGUUCCUCAUGAAGCUGGAGGCUGA
Oncorhynchus masou masou (cherry salmon) is the source of this 1124-nucleotide messenger RNA. Its product is annotated as ras-related protein Rab-26-like. The coding region runs from base 3 to 1124 and encodes 373 amino acids. Gene Ontology annotation, biological process: regulation of exocytosis. Lineage: Eukaryota; Metazoa; Chordata; Actinopteri; Salmoniformes; Salmonidae. The record is from RefSeq and is a predicted model, not a curated record. The transcript is spliced from 10 exons. Gene Ontology annotation, molecular function: GTP binding; GTPase activity.